Messenger RNA from Arachis duranensis, 2156 nucleotides. RefSeq names its product protein BUNDLE SHEATH DEFECTIVE 2, chloroplastic-like. Gene Ontology annotation, molecular function: protein folding chaperone. The record is from RefSeq and is a predicted model, not a curated record. Lineage: Eukaryota; Viridiplantae; Streptophyta; Magnoliopsida; Fabales; Fabaceae. Gene Ontology annotation, cellular component: protein folding chaperone complex; chloroplast stroma.
CCUUGAUGGAAAACCAAGUCAUUGCUCUUUUUCUGGAAAAGCUACUUCUUGAAUGGUGAAUUUGAUUAGAGAUGCUGAUGGAAAGAAGUUAAGAUGGGAGGCAAAACUACGCCGCCAACGGCAAACUCGGUAGUUACUUGAUAUCACACAAGCGAGAGGCGAGAAGGCAACAAACCAGAGCCUCAUCACCAAAGACGAAUCUCACUCUAGUGGCCUGAGGGAAAGACAAAUAAUAAAAGAAAAAGUCAGCUGCCAAAAAUGGAAUGGAAAAGAUGAUACAUAUUGUAGUAAUCAGAGUGGUAAAAAAGCAGCUAAGAAAAUGAUACAGCUUCUUUGAAACAAAGUACUUAUAUCGUUAUGCAAGUUUGUGAGACCCUCUUUAUUACACCACCAUUUACUGAUAAAUAAUAGUUACCUGAACCAAGAGAAGCAAUCCAAGAAGGCCAACAGGAACUGCAGAUACCAAAUUCUCUGUAUAGGCCAACCCACCAGCAACUCCUGAUAGUACAAUUUUGAGUCAAACAGUAAUCUAGGGAGAAAUUGAAUUGGCUCAUUUAAGUAAUGGUAAAAGUAGUUUGCAAGAUAUGCUUCCAUUUCAUUCCUCUAGAUUUUAAUCCACCUUGCUUCCAAGAACAUAUGCACAUUCAACUCGUUAUGCCAUCCACCAUAAAAUUAUGUGCUUAAAACACAUACAAAUAAAGAAUGAGAAGAAGUAACAAGUAUCUACCAAGUAGCACAAUUGGAAUCCUAUAAUCUGGUUCUACUCUUCACCCUCCUUCCAAGCUGUCAACGAAAGAAAAUUCACCACAGACCACAGCUAGAAUUCAAUAGUUCAUGUUAUCUCAAUUACAUGCAAGAAAAUUAACAUAAGAGCCAUAGAAGGGUUAACAACUAAACGGUUUCCAUGGUUGUUAAUAGCUAUUUGUGUCCCACAGAAACUUGGAUUACACAAAACUUGUCCGCCAAAUGAAGUCCUGAAAGCACUCAACUUUCCAAUCUCUUCUCUCCUCCCUGAAACAAACACAUAAGACAUUUAACUGAAAAGGGAAAUGAAAUCUUGAAAAACAAACUAGGGAUUAUGCUUACUAUGGAUCGGAAAAAAGCUGUGUAGGGACAACAGAGUGCUCGCCAUUUGUUUGUGUUUCUCAAAACCGAAGUGGGGGUGAAGUGUGAUUACCGUUAUGCCAACCAUUUUGUGUCAUCAAAGUUGUCGUCUUUGGAGGUAAAUCAGGUAAUUGGAACAUGCCCAAGGGCAUUGAAGGAAUAAAGGAAUAAACUUUUACCUUACCCCACGAAUUUGAGGGCCUUAUCUCAGUUAUCUGCUUCAACUCUGUUCUUUCGUUGCCACCAAGAAGUUGAGAACUGAGAAGAACUCACUCUCCUUCUUCGACCUUGAGAUUUUGAAUGGCGCACUCUCCUUGUUUUGCUCCUAUUUGUUCCUUAAAGUCCUCGAACCGACCAGGAGUAGUUACUGGAAAUUGUCGAAAAGCUUUUCCGAUAACAGAAGCAUGCCAGAAUGCUAAAGCUCGAAAAUUUCAGUCUUUGGAGGUUAAGGCUGCGGAAGACAACAGUCAAACCACCACAAAAACAAAGACCAUUGUUUGUCCUGACUGUGACGGAAAUGGUGCAAUCUUAUGCACUCAAUGCAAAGGCACUGGAGUUAACUCGGUAGACCACUUCAAUGGACAAUUUAAAGCUGGUGGAUUAUGUUGGCUAUGCAGGGGUAAAAAGGACAUUUUGUGUGGAAAUUGUAAUGGGGCUGGCUUCAUUGGUGGAUUCAUGAGCACAUUUGAUGAUUAGAAGAUUGCCUACAUUGAAUUUUUGAAGAUUCCCCAUGGCUAAAGGAAGAGAAAAGCAAGUUGGAAUCCGUUUGUUCAUUUUCUUUUUUGUUGUAUGUGUGAUCAAUGUUAUAGUACUCUGCAGCUGUGACAAUAAGAUUUUGUUUGAGUUCAUGAUUGUUCCUUGGUCGAUUAAAUAAUCUUCAGGUUCUGUAUAAUUAGUAUAUGCAAUUUGGAAGAUGUUCAAUUGAUAUUUGAUAAUCACUUUUCAAUGUCAGACUAAUAGUUUGAAGAAGUUUAUUUUUCUUUUAAAUGAAUUUUUAAGCAAGUUUCAGUUUGGUUGGUUCCAACCAAAGGGAUACUCAGUUAAUCAUAAAA